GGUCUUCACCCCCCCCUCCCCCAACUUCAAGUCCAAGACUCCAAUUCCCAUUUCCCCCCACCGUCUCUGCGGUAGAUCUGAACGUGUUGAGUCCGAACGUGGGAUAACCCCUGCUAUCGUCAACCCGCCCCCGGAGAAAACCCUUGCUGACCUCCUUGCAGGCAGCCUUCACCUCGGACCGAUCGUUCACCCCGAUCAAUCUCGUUGUCGCAAGUGGCUUCAUUGAGUCCAGUGACCACAAGCACAGCCUGCGUGCUUCGCCAAGAAGUCGAACGGCCGCUCCUCCGCGACCACGCCCCCUCGUGUUCUGUCUAGGUCGAUGUAAACUGGCCAUGUCGCGCACCACGGCAUAGCUUGGACCUUCGGAGAACCUCCCUGCCCCCCAAAGUCCGAUGCCGGCGACUCAUCGGCAUCGAUGGAUCACCGCGGCUCUUUCUUUUUUUUCCUGGUAGUCUUCUACCUUCUUCUGAGCUCGCAGUCCCAUUCGCCCUUGGUGUCUCAGGAUCGGGAGCACCAACGGGAACUGGCGAGGGAACGGAAUGCUCUUCGGAUGCUGAAUGAGUCCAAGUAUGGAGACUUUGACCCGGCAGCCGACAGAUGGCUCCCCUUCUCGGGGGUCAGGAAGAACGAUAGCUAUGCCUGGGAUCUUCUUCCCGAGGUCCAGGAGAGAGCCCGGCUUCAACUCCGGUCCACCAUGGCCGAAGCGGGCUUGAAGCCUCCCAAGGCCCUUGCGGUCCCCGGCGCGUUCCCCGACCUCAAUCUGACCCAGUUACUCCUCCCUGUGUAUCGCAAUGCAACGGGAAAGCUGCGCGGGGAGUGGGUCCGCCGCCGGCAGGACCAGGAACGCCCCCCGCUGAAUACCACCGCCAUCGUCCUCGAAAACGAAUACUUCACGCACGAAUUCAGCCAUAACGUUACGGGCGACCGUGGCACCUUCUAUCUCGAUCUACGAGAGGGGGGCGGAGAAGAACUUCGGUUGCCUCACGGUCAUGUCCGGGAAAUUCGAGCAACCUUGGCAGUGGAGAGCGGCGACUUCUGGGGAACGACGUGGUACCUCUCGCUGUUUGGAGUUCAUUUCCCAGACACCGGGGCCAUCAUCCUGAGCACCACCAGCGAGAAGUUUGGGGGUGUAUUCUCAUUGCCACACCUCGCCCUCUCGUCGGACACCUACAAUCUGACCCACCAGCUCCUCAUCAAGUCUCUCUCAGACACCAUCUCGGAGAAACAAAAUCGGCCGCCCACCUUGUUUCCUUGGUCUUCGCUGGUCGGGACUGAGCAGGUGGAAUUCCCCGCGCCAAAAUGUGAACACAUCGUCUAUCUGCAACAACAUCCGGUCGCGAUUCAUGGCUACCUCGCAGACAAAGCGAUUAUCGAGCAAAUGGAACAGGAGCUGCGGUACCCUAUGGGCGCGCCUAUCCCGUCUCCUCCACUGUUGGUGAUGUCUGCGGUGGUAUUCUCUCCCGAUUGUGGGUAUGUUCUGGAGACCAAGGGAGCACCAGACUUUCCUCCCACCGAAGCGCUGUAUCUGUCGGGUCCGAAACUCGAGGAAUUUGGGAAGUACUCAGCCCGCAUCAUCUUUGUGAUUUCGGCCUUCUCCGUGGCCCAGAUAGCGUUACUCUUGCGCCAAAUCAAAGAAGCGUCCACACCGUCUACUAGAAGCCGGAUCAGUUUCUAUACGAUCGCGCUCAUGGCAUUUGGGGACUCGUUUGUGCUGGUUUUCAUGCUCCUGGAGCUCUAUCCCGCUGUCUCAUUUCUCGUCAUGACCACGGCAUCCUUCCUUGCCUUCCUUUCCGUCAGUUACAUCGGGAUGAAAUUCAUGAUGGAGAUCUGGGCUGUCCAGGCUCCAGAGCGAAGGGAGCAAGACCGCCGGCCCAACCCCUCGACUACUCCGCGCGCAGGCAAUCUGCCACUGCCCGCCACCACGGCUCGAGUCGGUGACACUGGCGCGACACCGAUUAUUCUGACUCCCGACCAGGAUCCUCCCGCGGAAGAAGAUGAGCCCCCCGCGAAUCGGGGCACUACACCGACUGCGCGGGAUACUCGGGGUGAUGUGGGAGCCAUGUACGCACGGUUCUACUUCAUCUUGUUUGUCCUGCUCAUUAUAUCUAUAUGGUCCUUUCUUUGGCCGAACCGAAUGGGGGCCAUGUAUGCCCGGACCCUUGGGUUCGUUUACCUAUCCUUCUGGGUACCCCAGAUAUAUCGCAAUGUUAUGCGCAACUGUCGCAAAGCACUGCGCUGGGACUUCGUGGUCGGCCAAAGUUUUCUUCGACUCUUUCCGUUCUUGUAUUUCUUAACCGCUCGCGGAAAUGUGCUUUUUAUUCGGCCCGACUCUACCACCGCCCUGGCACUGGCUGGCUGGGUGUGGAUUCAGGUCUGGAUAUUGGCGAGCCAGGAUAUUCUGGGGCCACGGUUCUUCAUUCCGCGCGGCUGGGCACCCCCUGCCUACGACUACCACCCCGUGUUACGCGAUAGCGCUGGAUCGGACGACGACCUGGAGUCCGGCGGAGUCCUCCCCAUUGGGGCCUUGCGGGCUGACGAGCGAGAAUACGCUAGCGAAGCCAGGGACGAAGACAAGCAUCGGGCGAAGGACAAGAAAAAGGCCGUGUUCGACUGUGCUAUCUGCAUGCAAGAGAUUGAGGUUCCCGUCCUUGCGGCGGCCAGAGGGCCCGGCAGCAGUAGCGUCACGGACGGGGCCACGAGUCUCCUGAGCCGACGGACGUAUAUGGUCACUCCAUGCCGGCAUAUCUUCCAUAGUGCCUGUCUCGAGAGCUGGAUGCGACUCCGGCUGCAGUGUCCGAUCUGCCGGGAGUCCAUCCCUCCUGUGUAGAUCGGGCUUCCUCGCCUUCCGGCCCGCGUCGAUCCGUCCAUUCUCAUUCAAUUCAUGAAGCUCGCUGCGUGAUGUUGGCCACGUAAGGAUCUUCCCGGUCGAAGCAAGGAUACAGCCCAGCGUACCGUCCAACCCCUCGACCUUCAGUACCCGAAUCCACGCGGACUCUCACACAUAGAAAGACGUCCUCUUGGCCGCGGAGGCGAGCCGGGUUGUGGAGAUGUCGCCCGGCUCAAUGCUUUCGAUUUCAUCCUAACACGUGUUUUUGAGCGGACACCAGACCUGAUCCAUUAUCUCAUCCUAGCUCCCGCGUAGCUCUGGGC
Messenger RNA from Aspergillus ibericus CBS 121593, 3150 nucleotides. RefSeq names its product ubiquitin-protein ligase dscA (gene dscA). The record is from RefSeq and is a predicted model, not a curated record. Gene Ontology annotation, molecular function: zinc ion binding. Lineage: Eukaryota; Fungi; Ascomycota; Eurotiomycetes; Eurotiales; Aspergillaceae. Bases 416 to 2827 code for a protein of 803 amino acids. The transcript has a single exon.